CUCCUUUCCUUUCCUUUCUUUUCCUCUGAUCAAUUUCCUCUCUCUCUCUCUCUCUCUCUCUCUUUCUCCACCUGGCUCUGAUCUAGGGCUUCUAUCCACUCGUCGUUGAAGGAAGCCAUCAUCGAUACAGACGCAAAAAAACACAAAAAUGGGCAAAACGACAUCUUUCAAAGAAGAGUUCACCUUCGAGGAACGAUUAGGCGAAUCGCGAGAUAUCAUUGCCAAAUAUCCAGAUCGAAUCCCAGUGGUGGUUGAAAGGUAUUCGAAGACUGAACUUCCUGCCAUGGAGAAGAAAAAAUACCUGGUACCCCGAGACAUGUCUGUUGGGCAAUUCGUCCACAUCCUGAGUGGCAGGCUUCGUCUAGCUUCUGGAAAAGCUCUCUUUGUUUUUGUGAAGAACACUUUACCACAAACAUCAAGUCUGAUGGAGUCUGUUUAUGAAUCCUUCAAGGAUGAGGAUGGGUUCCUUUACAUGUGCUACAGCAGUGAGAAAACAUUUGGCUGUGCUGAUUGGUGAUCCUUUGUAAAUACUUUCCAUUUGCCUUGGGUCUGAUCUAAUGUGCUUGUGGAGUAUAUGCGUGUGUAAGCUGAAUUGACUGGUGUGUAUUUAUCUAUCAUCUACCUUGUAAAUUAGUCAGAGAUGGGAAAUGAUCCGCAAAAAAUAGAUGCACAUUGGCUCUUUUUAUUUUUCA
Molecule: messenger RNA, 692 nt
Organism: Diospyros lotus (date-plum)
Lineage: Eukaryota; Viridiplantae; Streptophyta; Magnoliopsida; Ericales; Ebenaceae
Product: autophagy-related protein 8i
Exons: 5
Coding region: 149-517 (122 amino acids)
Biological process (GO): cellular response to nitrogen starvation
Source: RefSeq, a predicted model, not a curated record